AUAUAUAGUAAUCUGCCUUCAGUAUUACUGACUCUGCCUCUGCCAUCUCCAGUCUGUUGAUAAAUUGCCAAAGGAAUCUUUCACCUCCAAUAUUGUUUUUCAUUUCUAGCAUUUUCAUUUGAGCCUCUUAUAUAGUUUCUAUCUCUCUGCUAAAAUUUCCUGAGCAUGUUAUUUAUCUUUUCCACUAGAAUUUUAACACAUUAUUCAUAAUUAUUUUUAAAGGUUCUGUCUGAUAAUUUCAACCUCUGGGCCAUUAUUUUCUCUUAACAAUGCCUGGGGUUUUGCAUGUGUGUACACAUAUUUACAGUAAAUCCUGAGAUAAAUCCUGAGAUAAAUAUUACCCCUCAAAAAUGGGCUUCCUUCUUAUUCUGUCAAACUAUUAAGUGUGUGAAACUGAAUCAAUCCAAUCUGUAGUUUAUCUGUAUUUAGAUUCAAAUGGCUCCAGUGGUGGAAUGCCAGUAACUUGUUUUGGGGAAGACUGGAGUGCCAAAGGGAUUCUCAGUGUUUGUGCUCAGCUUCAAGAGUCCACACAUGCACUAUAGAGAAGGCUCUUUCUACACUUGUGUCCCUCUCUCAGUAUAGUGGCAUUGCUUGUUAAUCAGAGAAAAGUUCAUGGUGGGGCAAUGGGAGCUCUUUGUUCUUCUCUAGCAACUGCAACCACCUAAAUUAUUGGUCCUGUCCCACUCUCAGGUAGAAAGAAGGAAAUCUUUCUUCAGCUCUAGAGCAUUAAGGAGUAGGAUUUGGAGCUUUGUGACUGUUCUUUGCCUAUUCCCGUCACAUUGGAAUAGGACCUCAAUCUAGCCAUGUUAUCAGUGGGUGGCUGCUAUUUUCCCCACGGUCUCAGGGUGGAAGACAAAGUUUUCAUGGAGUUACCCAGAACUGGAGCAAGUAGGGCGUAAAGGGUGGCACAAAAGAGGAAUGGAAGAGAGAAUGAGUCCACAUAGCUUUACAUAUUUGGAAAUGAAAAAUCCAGGAACGUAAUGACUCCUGUGACCCUAAAUGGCUCUAUGUAUUAGUCUUUCAGUUUUCAAAGGGAGUAAAUUAUAUUUGUGAACUGAAACUACAUAGCUUCUCCCAGUUCUCAGAGUUGAUCUUUUUUUUUUUUUACAUUGCUCUUCAGUCUCUAUACCAGUAUUUUAGAAGUUGUCGUAAGUAAUUCCCCUAAGUGCUAUCUCGCUGGAGUGGUAUUGGUACAGCAAAGUAGCAAAAGAGUACUAGCUGGGAACACAAAACUAAUUUUUACAAAUUUCUCAAUGGCAUGUUAUUUCUACCAGUCAUAUCAUCAGUAGACCAUAUAGAAACAGAGGUACUCUAGGGUACCGUACUUGUGCUCUGAAUAGCUGCUAGACAUGCAGUACACAGUGCGAUGUGUGGUAUCUGAACAAUGCUUUUCAGAACAAGACUGUAAUCUUAAGGUCAUGAUCAGAAAUCACACAUUUGAAUAAUCCAUGAAUGAAGACGUUGUGUGCGAUUAAAAAACACAGUGCUUCUAGUUAAAAUGGGAGAUAAGUGAAGGUAGUGAAAUGUGUAUCGUUUAAAUAACAAAAGUAUUGUGGCUAUUAGAGAUUCACUGUGCUGUUACUCUAACAGUAUUAAGAGUUUGGAAGUACAGGCCGGGUGUGGUGGCUCACGCCUGUAAUCCCGCACUUCGGGAGGCCGAGGCGGGUGGAUCACGAGGUCAGGAGAUGGAGACCAUCCUGGCUAACAUGGUGAAACCCCGAUCUCUACUAAAAAAAAUACAAAAAAUUAGCCGGGCGUGGUGGCACGUGCCCGUAGUCCCAGCUACUCGGGAGGCUGAGGCAGGAGAAUGGCGGGAACCCGGGAGGCAGAGCUUGCAGUUAGCCGAGAUCGCGCCACUGCACUCCAGCCUGGACGACAGAGCGAGACUCUGUCUCAAAAAAAAAGAGUUUGGAAGUGCAGAGUAGUAUUCCAGCCCUUGGAGCCUAGCCACAGGUUUCACAGAUGCAUCUCCAGGCAGAUAUGGCUGAAGCUUCCAUAGCUAAUCUGAACUUUUUAAGGGUUUACAUGGAUGGGAAUAUGAUUUUGUAUGUAUGUCCUUAUGUAUAUAUGCGUGUGUGUCCACUAGUUUUUUGCUUGAAUGUUUACCAGUUCUGUCACUUGCAAUUUAAAUAUUCCUAAUAAAUAGAAAAAUCCAAAGACUAAGAUUGUGAUCCUUUAUGUCUAUGGUAUAUUAUGAAUACAGAGACCUUGUGCCUUUAUUGGUGUAGGAAUCAUCUUGCCCUAAUAUUAAUGUUAUGAAAUCAAAAGGGUAAGAUUCCUAACAUCCCACAUAACACAGAAGACAAACUAAAGUUUUAAUCUAGCUUCGGCCCUUACAAAUUUUGUGCCCUACAGCAAGCUACAUCUCGCUUAGCUUUUUUCAUUUUAAAGUGGAACUAUCUGCAUGGAUGUUCGUACAUGCUAUACAACAUAGCCUAUUCCAGAGCUACCAUCAGCUGAGCUCUAAAUGGUAAAUGCCACAGUGAGAAGCAGACAGGAAGGGGCGGAGCGCCAGCGGCGCCUGGGGCUACGCGCCGCCGCACUGCGCCGAGCGCCGGCAGCGUUAAGCUUGGGUGUGAGCCCGGCGGCCGCUUUCCUCACCGUCCCGCCGGUCCCAGCCGUCCCUAGGGGGUCCGCGGGCCCUGCGGCAACCCUCGCUACAGACGCUGGGCGGGCGGCGACACCUGGCCCAUGGCCCCCGCGGCGGCUUCGUCCUCCUUGGCCGUCAGGGCCUCAAGCCCCGCCGCGGCUCCCACCUCGUACGGCGUCUUCUGCAAGGGGCUCUCCCGCACCCUGCUCGCCUUCUUCGAGCUGGCCUGGCAGCUGCGCAUGAACUUCCCGUACUUCUACGUCGCGGGCUCGGUGAUCCUCAACAUCAGACUGCAGGUACACAUUUAGAGCCAUGACUAAGCUAACGGCCUCCGGGGCCAGCAUGAUGGUCGACUCCCAGGGUCCGUUGCGGCGCGGCGGAGCGGCGAAUGGCGAGCCCCACAGUCUCGCGAGAGUGCUCAGGCGCUCUUCGUGGCUGCCCUCUUAGCUGCUAGCGGGGCUCCUCUGGGGGCGGCCGGGAGCCUACAGUCCCUAGAAAGAGAAAAUACGCGAUUCUGGACACAGAACUGCAGUUAAGACCCUCGAAAAGAUCUAAGAAAGUGUGCAUCCUAAAACACCUGAGGAAUUUCAGAAUGUGACAAAGCGCGGAGGGUGCAUUAUUUCAAAACAAAACAGAAGGCUAAAAUUUUCAGGAAAAAGAAAAUCAGUAAACCGGGAAUCCUGGGACUGGAUUGUAAGCAAGAUUUGAAUGAAUAAGAAGCUGAAGGUAUUAAGGCUGUGAUAUAGAAGGUACAUACUUCUUCAUCCCACAAGAGAAAACAAUAAUAAUCAGAAACUUUCAGUGAAAAAAACGCAAAACUACAGGAAAAGCAUCCUCCAAGUACCAGACAUAAAAUGCUGCAAGCUUUUGAACUAAUGGCGAGAGUGUAAGAAAAUGGGCUCUAUUUCAGUGCUCCUGUGGCAGGACGUGGAUCAAGACUUGGAACCGCAGAAAAGGAAAUCCCAUAGUAGCACAAAGCUUGGCUGUUCAGUGAAUAACAUUUAAAUAAUCGUAAAAUACAAAUGUUGCUUAUGGUUUUUAUUGUUUAAGGGCAUACUUAAUUAUGGUUACAAAGUGGAGUGCAAAUGUUAUUUACCAUGUUUUAAAAAUACAGCCGGAAAUACAAGUGGGAAUGUUGAAGGAGGGUGGGAGAAGUAAAUGGAAUGGUGGUUAUGUCCUUAAAAAGUGGGAACUUGAAAGGUACUGUCUGUUGUUGAGUGGGGAAAGACAUUUUUAUUACUUACAGGGUAGCCAUGAAGUUUCUAAAACGGUAAUAUAUUAAAGAGGGAGAGUAGUAGGGGAGAACAGUAUGAAGUCAACAGGAAAUGCCUAAAGAUGGAGAGCUCAGGUAGAAUAUUUCAAAAAAUAAAAAUUGACAGAGUACCUGGUGUAUUUGAAUACAGCCUAGAGAGCUUUCAUUUUCCAAAGAGUGUGGGGAUAAAUUAGUGAUUGCAUAUUUUUCAAAAUUAAGAAAACAGAACAUGUAAUUUUGAACCCUGAGAAAAAUAAAGAUUUCAAAACUA
Messenger RNA from Symphalangus syndactylus (siamang), 4113 nucleotides. RefSeq names its product small integral membrane protein 10 like 1 (gene SMIM10L1). The record is from RefSeq and is a predicted model, not a curated record. NCBI's taxonomy places the organism in Eukaryota, Metazoa, Chordata, Mammalia, Primates, Hylobatidae.